AUGAUGAAGCUUGGGACUUAUGCUGGUCUCAGUUUCCUUGGUGCGAUAGCUGCCAUUUACCAUGCAUUUAGUAGCAGAGAGCAGUUUUACCCUGCCAUGGUGUAUUUGUCCACAUCGAAGAUAUGUCUCGUGCUUCUGAUGAACAUGGGUUUGGUCAUUAUGUGCAUUAUUUGGCAGUUGGUAAAGUGUUUAUUUUUGGGGUCUCUUCGGGAAGCGGAGGUUGAAAGAUUGAAUGAACAAUCUUGGAGAGAGGUGAUGGAAAUUCUGUUUGCAAUCACAACCUUCCGGCAAGACUUUUCUGUUGGUUUUCUCGGGAUGGUCACUGCACUUCUUCUGAUCAAGGCUUUGCAUUGGCUGGCCCAAAAGAGGGUUGAAUAUAUAGAAACAACUCCAACUGUUUCCAUUCUCUCUCACAUCAGGAUCGUUUCGUUCAUGGGGUUUCUACUGCUCGUAGAUUGCCUUUUCCUGUACAGUUCCAUUCGACCCUUGAUACAAACCCGAGAGGCAUCAGUGGCACUUUUCUUUUCCUUUGAGUAAGCAUCUCUUUUAAUAAUAUCCUAUGGGCUUCACUUUAUGUUGCAUUAAUUGUACAAGAAAGAUCAUUUGCCGAAAUUCUUUUGAAUUCCGAGUUAUCAUUGAUUCCAGAGAAAUUUAGAUACAUUAUUUGAUCUUGAAGAAAACUUUAAUCUCUGAUAUUUUUUUGGUAUUUGGCCGCUGUAUGCAAGAAAUUAAAUUACAAUUCUACUGUACGCUGGAAUCUUCAAAAUAUCAUCGGAUUCUAGUUUAUUCUUGAAAUAAAUUAGGAAAUGAACAAAGAAUUCUCGCUGCAAAACCAUUCUCAUCGUCACCACAUUGCCGUGUUUACUAAUUAACAUCAUUUCAAUUAUUUUUUAUUCUGUGAGCAUUUACUAUAUAUUAGUGUACCCAUAAUUUCUUAGACAAUAAAGUAAAUCUGAGUGGAAUAUACACGUAGUUGCCAUGCAGCGUCGGUUUUGCUGUUUCUUUUGGAAGUUCGUGUAUUCUAUUAUGAUCAGAUGUCAACCAAGGAAAAAUGUCCUAUAUCAUUAGUGCUGGUGUUAUCUGUGCCAUCUUCCAGUAUGUUCAUUUUUUUGUUGGGGUGCAAUCAUUUUAAAUCAGGACCUCAUUCGUUGAAGGAAUUACUACAAUUCUGUUCUUUUUCACCUUUUUUUUAUUUUUAUCUUUAUUAGGAUUAAUAGUAAACCUACUAUUAUAGGUUAUGCCUCUAUUUUGGUUUGAUACUUUCGGUUUUCGGUGGGGAUCUUGUGCUGUAUCCACUCGAGUGGAACUAGUUUGUUGGCUGGUGUGCCUAAUUUCCAAUUCCGAGUUAACGAGAGAGUCAACCUGAAAAGAUUCUCUAGUCAGUUCGUGGCACUGAGAACGAUGGAAUGUGUAUCUAUGUCUUGUAUGUUGCUUCGUUUUCUUUUUUAUUUAACGAACAAGCUGAUAUCCCUCCCAUGUGACAAGGACUGUUGAGCACUGAAAGAUAAGGCCAGAACUUCCAUCUUCGUCUCCUUGGUCUGAUGUCCUGCCAUCGAACUGAAUGAUAAUCGUUUUGAAUGUGUGUACUUUAGCGGUUGCAUAUCCAGUAUUUUUUGGUACAAUGGUUACAUUUUAAAGUAGACUUGUGUUUUUCAGACCUAGUCUUUUGACUUUCCAGACAAAUCCUUAGUAAAAUCAGUCUUCCCCCCAUUUUCAAUAUCUUGUGCCCCAGAAUAUCAAAGCAAUUAAUACCUUCGAAACUUUUUAUUCGUUGAUGAGUCAUCAAUCUGGAACCACGCUAAUUUUAUACACGAACUCCACAUUUCAAGACACAAAUAUACGUAUCUAACAUGCGAGUAACUUGUUAUAAUCAAUCAAUGUAUAUGCAGAAGUUGUGCCUUCUUGAAAACUUAAUUUUUUGUAGAAAAGGUUUUCAGACUGUUGUCAAGCAUAUCUCAUUUUUUUUUCUGCCCUGCCUUGCCCUGCCCUGCUGGACUGGAGCUGCCUAUACUCACCCUACUGGGAUACAUCUAGUCAAUCUUGUUGGUUCUGAGCAGGAACUGGCUGUUUUUGCAUCCUUCCAUAUAGAAUCAGUCGUUCCUUGUUCACAUUAACCAAAAUCCUGAAACUGUUGCAGUUUUUUUUUUUUUUUUGUGUAUCUCCAUAGACAUGAAGGUUAUCCUCAAUUUCCAAAAGAAUAUUUUGAAGCUUGACUGUUUGGGGUGAAUUUAUUUCUUUAUGAAGUUUGUUUCUCUCAAGAUGCUUCCAAUUAUAACUUUUUAUAUUUGGUACUAAUGUCCUAGGUACAUGAUACUAGCAACAACAACAGUCUCAACAUUUGUGAAGUACACAUUCUAUGUUAGUGACAUGCUCAUGGAAGGACAGUGGGAGAAAAAGGCUGUGUAUACCUUUUAUUUGGAACUUAUCCGAGAUUUACUUCACUUGUCCAUGUAUCUUUUCUUCUUUAUGGUGAUCUUCAUGUAAGCAGUUCUUCCAUGCAUAUUCUUUUAUGAAUUUAGAUACUAUGUGACUUUUAAAUCAAUACACAUGCAGAUCUUGUGUAUUCUUUGAUAUUUGUCUUUAUCCUUUUUCAUGCUAGUCUCAUUUUUGAUACUACUUGAUUUAAUACAGAUAUAUGCAUGACAUAUACGAAAAAUCAUUAUUUUCAUUUUAAUAAUGCGAGGAUUUAUCGAUCUUAUGAAUAAGUUGAGUGAUGGUGGACUUAUUCUUCUCUUUUAUUAUAUUUCUGUUCUUGCUAUUUUUAUUUGAGCAACAUGUGCGCUCUUCCUUGGUGUCCGUAUGACCUAGCAUUCAUGUAUGAUACACAACUGGAUGGCUUAGGUACUUGCUCAUGAAACCGUUGGUUUGAUGGGCUUAGACCUUUGAGUUUAAGGGAUGAAGAAAAUGGGGAAGAUGUUAUGUAUGAAGGUAUGGGGAGCUAGCGUCUGAGAGGGAUUCUUGAAGCAUUUAUGUGGGUACCUAGAAACUUAGGAUUUCUUAUCCGUUUCCCGAUAUUCCUAGUAGAACAGUCUGUUUCGUGGAGAAACCCACAGUAAACAUUGCACAACUUUAAAGUUGGCUCAUAGGUUCAUUUUAUUUUCAGCCUCUUAAUCCUUACCUAUUAGUCAGUAAUUUGUCUUGUUGUUCUCUUCAGUUAGAAACAACCAUUUUUUGUAAUUCUUGUUAUCAUUGCCAGAAAACUUUUGGUUUUUCUUUUCUUUGUACCCACCUUUUUUUAAGUGAAUAAAAAGACACUGUAGGUUUCAUUGGAGACAAAGAAUUGGUUAGAUGGUCUUUAUGAUUAAUAGGAUCACCUUUGUGGCUAUAAACUACUUGACUAUUUUCCAUUUCGGGAUGUUUCAAUUUAGCCCUAGAAAUUGAUAGAUGUUGAUCUCUGUGUUCUAAUAUUCACAUACAGGGAGAACAUGAUAGUUAUACCCUAGAAAUUUACUUGAUUUUUUUUUGUUUAGGCUUUGCGUACUUGACUCACAAGCAGGGGUAAGUGUGGUCUAGCUGAAUAUUUCUUACCAGGGACCAUGAUGAACCCUACCCAUAUAUUCUAAUUUAUUAAAUGCCUGUUUUGUUCCUUUUAGAACCAAUGUCUUUUAUUGAGGAAGUAUCUUAAAUUGAAUUUUUCAUUUUUUUCAGGAGCUAUCAGGUACCACUACACCUGAUACGUGAACUCUAUGAGACGUUCCGGAAUUUCAAAGCCCGUAUUGCAGAUUAUCUCCGAUACCGGAGAAUUACAUCAAAUAUGAAUGAGCGUUUCCCAGACGCAACACCUGAGGAGCUUAAUUCGUGAGUUCUGUUUUAGUUGAUGAAUUUUUACUUCAUAUUCAGUAUCGUGAAGUGCUCUACUGAGGCUUUUUCCUAAAAACAGAGGCGAUGCAACAUGCAUCAUAUGUCGCGAGGAGAUGGUUACUGCCAAGAAAUUGCUCUGUGGACAUCUAUUUCAUGUGCAUUGCCUGAGGUCAUGGUUGGAGAGACAACAUACCUGCCCGACAUGCAGAUCUUUGGUUAUCCCUCCUGACAACGUAUCUCAUGGAUCUGGGAGACAACAAGCAACACCAUCUCAGAGUCAUCAUUCUGGUAAAUCUUAUGAUCUACUUGUUUCCAUGGUAUAUCUACUUUUACUAUUACUGUCUUGCCUAGAAGGGUAUACAUAUGUGGAAAGGUCUGGACCUUUCAUCUCCUAUCUCCUGAUGAGUACUCGCAGCCUUUUCCAAAAUGGUUGCCCCUUUUCAAAUAAAGAUGUUUGCCAACGAAAUUAGCUACUUUCAGGUUGAAACUUUGUCAGUAAAAUCAUACUGUCAUUUUUAACAGGGAAUUCAUAUUAUUAUAUGCUUGGAUUUUCAUCCUGAAGGAUCUGUCCUCGAAACAGAUAAAAAGGAUGUAAAAAUUAAGCAAAUAGCAAAAUUCUCAGAAUUCAGUAUUAUUGCUCGAUAGCUACUCCUGCAUUUUAAUAUAAAUGGUUAGAGUUGAACUUUGGUGUGUUAAAUCUGACUGAUGGACGAUUAGAUUAUCGAAGUUCAGGAGCAGUUCAGAUGUUUUUGGUGUGAGAUGAGCAAUUCUAUUCAUCUAUCUAUGGUUAACAUCCAGUGUGAUUUUUUGCUGAAAAAUAUCCUGCCCCCGGUGUCCUCAACUUCUUUUAAUGGGUGUGCCAUUUUUAGGAUGUUCAUUGAAGCCCAGAUUUGUAGUGACAAUUAUUCAUGUAGAUGGUGAUGACCUAAGGACAUCUCUAUAUAUCUGAACAACAAAAAAAAUACAAUUAUAUAAGUCUAGUAUCUUCCUGCUAUUACAGUGGUAUUUUCUAUGCUCAUAGCUCUGUAACAAGAUCAUUUUUCUCAAAUGUAGGUUAAUAUUUUUUCAACUGUAGGUUUUAAAAAGCUGACACCAGCAUAGGCAAGGAGGACAUUGAAAGAACACCUCUGUAUUGGAAGAAGUACAUGGGAAGCAAAGAAAUGCUAUAUCCCAUCUAUGAAAAGUCCAUAAUUUUUGGAGGCCAAUGAUGAGUCUUCUAAUCUUUUUAGCUAUAAGAUGAUCCUACGAUCAGCGAAUUAAGGAGGUCCAAACCAUUCAAUUGAGGACAACAACUGCAGGUGAUGAUUGGGAAUAAUUACCCUGGUGGUUAUUUCUUUUUUGUUUUUGAGUAAUAUGCACAAGAAAAGUUUAUUGGGGUAGAGAAGACUCCAAGGUCAUCAUUACCGCUUAAUUCUCUGCUGAGGUGACUGCUUAUACCAUUCUCCGCUGAGGUUGAUUAGACAAGACCGUCAGGCACAUUUCUGUGUGUGCUUGUGUUGAGUUAGGGUUGGGAGAAGGGGAUGGGUGUGGAAGGUUUUUGUUUGUCUUUUUUCAUGUAGUCUUCUGGAAAUCUUCUAGAAGAAGCAAGAAGGUCAUUUUUUUUCAUGCUGGUUGUGAGCAUUUUCGUUGGAAGUUGGAAUCAGUGGUUUUAUGGAAUAUCUGCUUAUUUACAGUAGUUUGUUAGUUGGUUUGAUGGAAUUUCGAAGGAACAGUAUGUGCCUGAAUCCCAACGGAUCAACUGCUUUGAAGAACGAGUGCACGCCUGCACUCAUACUCCGUUGGGUUUUAUGAAUAAGUUAAUAGUCGACACAUAUUUCUUCUAAUGAUGAAAUUGGGGAGAGCAUGAUGCUAUUUUACUGUCGCUUCUUCAUAUGUUUACCAGAACGUCAACUUACGAUUUAUGAGGCACUGCUAUGUGUGGCUGCAUCGCGUUUCACUGCCAUCUGGCGUGCUCCCUCUCUUUCUCUCUCUCUGUGGUGGAAAUUUUCUCGACUGUUUUUCAUCAUCUGAUUGUAUGAUUUAGAAACCUUGGUGAUUAAACAUGUUUAACUGUGAACAGGAUCUGUGGCGGCAGAAACAUCCAGUCGGGGUACCCAAAAUGCGGAAAAGGUCAGCUUGAGUCCCCAUGAGGUCAGACUACAGGCUGCCGAUUCUGCUGCUGCUGUGUACCAGAAGUCAUUCAGUCAUCGUCCUGUAAUAAGGUUCGUAUUUCGUUGGUGUGGCCUGCCUUAGUUUGACUCUUACUGCUGAUUUUUGUGCUGUUUUUAUUUUGAUGGUUUCUUUCUAAUUUUAGCCUCUCUCUAUCCAAGGGAAUCUUUCGCUUUCUAAUAGGGGAGCCCUCUGGACAUUUUAUCUGCAGAUUCGGGACGUUAAUUUCCGUGUUGAGAGGCGGUCGUCAAUACAUUUUCAUGUUCUGUUUUGGAGUCAUAUUUCAUAUGCGAUCAUCUGGGCUUAUAAAUAAUUUAUUAUUUGGCAUGAUGAUGAUGAUGAUUUUCUUUUUACCAUAUGCCCUCUGAUUAAUUUUACAUUAGUGGGAAUAUCACUAUCAAAUAUGUAGGGGGGAGGGGGUGGUGCCCUUUAAGCAACAUCUUGCUUGAAACUAGUUUCUCACUACUUGCUUAAAACAGGGUUUUCACGUGUCGAAGGUGAGCAAGCCCCCCUGCCAUUCGGGUCAAACUUAUGUUCACCUGAGAUUCUAGAGAAAUUUUUUGUCCAUUGAUCUGGCAUGUAGUUUUUUUUUUAGAGUAUCGAUGUGUGAAUGCGAGUCGCGCUACGACGGAUGACCGAAUGCUGUUUCCCCUUCCCUGUUGUCCUCAGGUCUUUGAACUAUGGUUUGCGACCCAAGGCUGGUAACCAGCGACAGGCCAUGGAAUUGGCCGGGGAGGCGACCCCUUCCCAGAGGGAGCACCGGCCGCCAUCGCCGCCACCUCUACUGGUGGGAACCGAAGGUCUCCAGCAGCAGCUUGAGGUGCGUCGAUCGCCCAGCGCUUCUUGAGUGCAUAUUGAAAUGUUUGAAUCGAUUGUAAGUUGAUCGAUCCACUUAAAUAAUCGCCCAUGAUUCAGGCUCUCCAAAGACAGAUGGAGCUGUUGCAGCGGCAGAUCAGUGCAGUCGCUUCGAUCCCGGACGCCAAGGGGAAGGUGGUCGUCGGCCCAGGUUCUGGGCAGCUUGACCAUGGCCCCAGCAGCUGCUGA
Molecule: messenger RNA, 6993 nt
Organism: Spirodela intermedia
Lineage: Eukaryota; Viridiplantae; Streptophyta; Magnoliopsida; Alismatales; Araceae
Source: the annotation of a GenBank genome assembly